GACCUUGGCUGCGUCCAUGCUCAGCUAGCGCUGAACCCACCCAACCUUUCUAAUUGACUACACUUUGCGAAACGCGCGAAGACGAAGCUGGAUGGAGUACUCAUAACCAUGACGUUCACUACACAACGAGAAAUAUACCAACCCAAAGUAAUUACGCUGAGCACUUCUUGUCGUGCUUACCUGUACUGUUGCUCGUGCGAGAAAGUUCUCCAUUAUACCUGGUUGCAGAUGAGUACCGAUUCUGUCAUCGUAUGCUCAUCAACAUGUGCCAGUCCUAAAUAAUUCGCUCGGGGGUCCGCUCACCCCACCGAUUGGACGAAAACCUCAACUUCCUCCAGUAGACCUCACUUCGCGGUUGGACUCUGCUCACUGGAUAUGUUAUUCCAGCUCGGCGCACAUGACACAAACCGUGUAUAUCGUGACCCAACACCGUCAAGAACUUCCCAUCGGACAAUACAGGGUUGGCCUACAGUAGGUCUUUAAGAUUCAUAUUGUACCUGAAAUCGAAUCUCCCGCGGCGGUGGGUUCGCGAUCAUGGGAGCUCACUGUGAUAGGUUGCUAAUUUAAUCUGCACGUCAAGCUCACACAGAACGCUCUCUAUUACAUCAUGUCUACCUGUCUCCAUACUCAAGGGCGUGUAUUGUCGCCCUAAGAAUGUCUGCCGAUUCCAGUUAUGCGAGGUAGUCUUCCACCCGCCCUGACUCGGGAUUUGUUGCGAGGCUCAAGAACGCUGCGAAAUCCUUCGAAGUGUCAAUCGGUCUAGUCUGUUGACAUCCUUGCGAUCUUCCCCCGGUACCAUCUUCAGCUUAGGUAGCUGCGCAGUUGAACGGUCCCUUCGGUCGACGACACUGAGGCUGUUUCUCAUGCGCUAACGGCAGGUUAUAAACGUCAAUGCCAACAAAGUCACAUCCCUCAUUCAGUUCACAACUUGAAUUCUUCAUUCCUUCCGCUUCAUAUUCACAAGCAUACUCAAUAUGAUAGCAUCGACGCAAUACCUAUAUACCUUAGCUAUUGUUCUUCCCUUGUUCAUCUUGUACAACAAGUGGAGGGCCACCAGGAGUCUGUCUUCCGUUCCGACCAUCGGUCCAUCUGCACCUAUUCUCUCCUACAUUGGUGCAUUCCGCUUUGUGCAUCACGCUGUGGAGAUGUUGAAUGAAGGCUACCAAAAGUACAAGGGUGGCAUGUUCAAGAUCGCUCAGCUAGACAGAUGGCUCGUCAUUGUGACUAGUCCUGAGUUGAUUGAGGAAUUACGCAAGCUACCUGAGGAUGCAGUAAACUUUAUGCAAGCCGCUGCCGACACAAUAGAGACUAGGUAUACAUUCGGUCCUGUGGUACACUACGACCCGUUCUUCGUCGGUAUUACCCAGGCACACCUCACCAAGCAUUUGGACGACAUCUUCCCUGAAAUACAGGAGGAAGUAAUGGUCGCCUUCAACGAUUUGAUUUCGAACGUCACGGAAGAAUGGACACAGGUGCCUGCUUUAUCUGUAGCGCAACAAGUCGUCUCUCGAGCUAGCAGUCGCACUUUCGUGGGUCUGCCGAUGUGCCGACAUCCUGGAUACAUUGGGCUGUCUGUAAAGCAUGCUCUUGACGUAACUAAUACCCGCAAGACUCUUGGUUGGUUUCCGGGGAUGACCAGAUACUUCGUCACUCUCUUCACCAAUGAGUCGCAGAAGACUGUCCGACUAGCCAAACAGUAUCUUUCCCCGACCAUUAAUGAACGCCUUGCCGCCAUGAAAGAAUUAGGAGCGAAUUGGGAUGAUAAACCAGCCGAUAUGCUUCAGUGGAUUAUCGAAGAAGCUCUGGCUAGGAAUUACGAUCUGGACGUCAUCGUCCAGACGGUCCUCAUGAUCAACUUCGUUUCUAUUCACAAUACGUCUAACAGUUUCACCCAUGCAUUGUACCAUCUCGCUGCACAGCCAGAAUUCCUAGUGCCUCUCCGUGAAGAACUCACCUCCGUCAUCUCCGAGGAAGGGUUGACCAAGGCAGCUAUGAGCAAAAUGCGCAAAUUGGACAGCUUCCUCCGUGAAUCUCAGAGGAUGAAUGGCACCGGGAUUGUUCACCUGUUUCGAAAGACGUUCAAAGACGUAACCCUGUCCAACGGAGUGACUGUCCCUGCGGAUUCAUACCUCGGUACACCUCUCCUUUCGAUUCAGCACGAUGAAGAAUUAUACCCCAAUCCGGAGGUUUUCGAUCCCUGGCGGUUUUCAAACAUGCGUGAGGGCGCAAGUGCGGAAGGUGUAAAGUAUCAAUAUGUCACUACUUCACCGGAGUACCUUGCCUUUGGACAUGGAAGGCACGCCUGGGCUAUUUCUUCUCAUUAGCCCCGGACGAUUCUUCGCGGCGAAUGAGAUUAAGACGAUGCUCUGUCAUGUCAUCUUAAAUUAUGACGUCAAGUUCGAGAACGAAGGCGUACGUCCGCAGAACUACUACGUCUUCAUGCAGUCUUAUCCUUCUGCCGAUGCGAAGGUUUUGUUCAGGAAGCGUCACGUAUGAACGAUUGUGCUGUCAAUUAUCUGUGCUCGUCACAUGCUAGCGAGCGACGCCAUUCCAUGUAUACUGAAUCAUCAGUUGUAGCAAUAGUAGUGCGACGAAAAUGUUCACGACAUGUCCCAGGAGUAUUGUUGGUCAAAUCGGUGAAGACGGAAGUCCAGCACGCGAAUGCAUGAAGAGAAGGGAAGACAUUAAAGACCAGUCACGAAG
Molecule: messenger RNA, 2703 nt
Organism: Somion occarium
Lineage: Eukaryota; Fungi; Basidiomycota; Agaricomycetes; Polyporales; Cerrenaceae
Source: the annotation of a GenBank genome assembly